Molecule: messenger RNA, 388 nt
Organism: Stegodyphus dumicola
Lineage: Eukaryota; Metazoa; Arthropoda; Arachnida; Araneae; Eresidae
Product: putative NADPH-dependent quinone oxidoreductase VAT1L
Molecular function (GO): oxidoreductase activity
Source: RefSeq, a predicted model, not a curated record
CGGGUGUAUCGAUAGCACGGGCUUUGAACGCGUGGUAAAAAAUUAUUAACAGCCGGCAAUGGGUGACUCAAAAACCGAUGAAAGCAAGUCAGCUGACAACAAAACGAACCAAAAUGCUGAAGAACAGGCAGCACCGCCACCGAAUGAAAUGCGGGCCAUUGUUCUUACCAAUUUCGGUGGCCUAAAGGCCGUGAAGGUUAUGAAAAAGCCGGAACCGACACCGGGAGAAGGAGAAGUCCUCAUUAGGGUUAAAGCAUGCGGCUUAAACUUCCUUGAUUUAAUGGUUCGUCAAGGAGCUAUCGACAACCCUCCAAAAACUCCUUUCAUCAUGGGAUUUGAGUGUGCCGGUACCGUAGAAGCCGUAGGAGAAGGUGUGACCGACUUUAAG